GAUGGCGAAGGUGUCGGAGAUGUACGACGUGACUUGGGAAGAUAUGCGUGAUAAAAUGAGGAAAUGGAGGGAAGAAAACUACCGAAACAGUGAACAGAUAGUGGAUGUUGGAGAAGAGUUAAUUAAUGAGUAUGCAUCUAAACUCGGAGAUGACAUAGCUAGACCAUUAUAUUUGUAUUUUAUUUGGAUAAUAUAUGAACAGGUGAUGAUUGCUGCCCUGGACUGCAGUCGAGAUGAUUUGGCAUUGUUUUGUCUUCAGGAGCUAAGGCGGCAGUUUCCUGGGAGCCACAGAGUUAAACGAUUAACUGGAAUGAGAUUUGAAGCUAUGGAGAGGUAUGAUGAUGCUAUCCAGUUAUAUGAUAGAAUUUUACAAGAAGAUUCAACUAACACAGCAGCAAGAAAGCGUAAGAUUGCCAUUCGAAAAGCCCAGGGAAAAAAUCUUGAGGCCAUCCGAGAGCUGAAUGAGUAUCUGGAACAAUUUGUUGGAGACCAAGAAGCUUGGCAUGAACUUGCAGAACUUUACAUCAAUGAACAUGACUAUGCAAAGGCAGCCUUCUGCUUAGAGGAGCUUAUGAUGACUAAUCCACAUAACCACUUAUAUUGUCAGCAAUAUGCUGAAGUUAAAUACACUCAAGGGGGGCUUGAAAACCUUGAGCUAUCGAGAAAGUAUUUUGCACAAGCACUGAAGCUUAACAACAGAAAUAUGAGAGCUUUGUUUGGACUUUACAUGUCUGCCAGCCAUAUUGCUUCCAAUCCAAAAGCAAGUGCCAAAAUGAAAAAAGAUAAUAUGAAAUAUGCCAGCUGGGCAGCUAACCAAAUAAAUAGAGCAUACCAGUUUGCAGGUCGCAGUAAGAAAGAAACUAAAUACUCUUUGAAGGCAGUGGAAGACAUGUUGGAGACCCUGCAAAUCACUCAGUCUUAGGUUGGCCCAGAGAUCCAAUAUUAAAUUUUCCAAUUCUGUGAUGAACCUGUAAUGACUUAUGUGUUAUGUUACUCUAGUGCUGUUAAAAGUUAAUUUUGUAUUGAUUAACAUGCUAUCUAAAAUAAUGUUUUAUGAAAAGUAAAAUACCUAUUUAUUGCUGCUAUGAGAAAUGUGAUGAAUACCCACUGAAAUGAAUAACUUAUCCACAAAGACAACAUAAAGAAAUGACAUAUGCUGCACAUCAGUCUCUCUAGAUUUUUGUAUCUACAGUACCUGCUUUUAAGCCAUAAUUUGUAGAAAUAAACUUGUUAAAUGAUUU
Gavia stellata (red-throated loon) is the source of this 1241-nucleotide messenger RNA. It is a transcript of the gene EMC2, whose product is annotated as ER membrane protein complex subunit 2. The transcript is spliced from 13 exons. Gene Ontology annotation, molecular function: protein binding. Bases 2 to 922 code for a protein of 306 amino acids. Gene Ontology annotation, cellular component: EMC complex. Gene Ontology annotation, biological process: protein folding in endoplasmic reticulum. The record is from RefSeq and is a predicted model, not a curated record. NCBI's taxonomy places the organism in Eukaryota, Metazoa, Chordata, Aves, Gaviiformes, Gaviidae.